Gadus chalcogrammus (walleye pollock) is the source of this 6360-nucleotide messenger RNA. It is a transcript of the gene mmel1, whose product is annotated as membrane metallo-endopeptidase-like 1. The record is from RefSeq and is a predicted model, not a curated record. The transcript has 24 exons. Gene Ontology annotation, cellular component: plasma membrane. Lineage: Eukaryota; Metazoa; Chordata; Actinopteri; Gadiformes; Gadidae. Bases 145 to 2454 code for a protein of 769 amino acids. Gene Ontology annotation, biological process: protein processing. Gene Ontology annotation, molecular function: metalloendopeptidase activity.
UCCCUUCCAUCCAGCAGCACAGUCUCAUUUCUCCACACACCAGCUCUGAGUGGAAGCUCAGCAGGGGUGUCUGGGAUAACCGCACGGAGGCUCUGGCGACGACUCUCUACAAUCCAAAGACAAAGAACGCCGGUGGAGGGGAGAAUGGGCAAAUCAGAAAGUCAAAUGGACAUCAUGGAGAAAUCAAGCAAACCAGGGAAGCGCCGUUGGACCAUCGCAGAGAUCAGCCUGUCUGUUCUGCUGCUGCUGCUCAGCUGUGCCUUGGCAGGGCUAAUAGUGCUCUAUACGUCGGCUGUGAAGGAACAAUCCAACAGGACUGGUGUCUGGACUAGCUCCACGGACAAGGGGCAGCAGCACGGCUCCAACAUCAACAACGUGUGCACGACCGCAGAGUGUGUUGUUGCAGCCGCGAGACUCCUGCAGAACAUGGAUGCCUCGGUGAAGCCGUGUGAGAACUUCUACCAGUACGCCUGCGGGGGUUGGCUGGAGCGCCAUGUCAUCCCAGAGACCAGCUCCCGUCACAGUGUGUUUGACAUUCUGGGGGACAAGCUGGAGAUUGUCCUCAAAGGUGUUCUGGAGACUGAGAACGAGGAGGACAGGGUGGCUAUACGCAAGGCCAAGACACUUUACAGCUCCUGCAUGAACGAGAGUCUGAUAGAACAGCGGGACUCCCAGCCUCUGUUGAGGCUCAUUGAAAGUAUCGGAGACUGGCCAAUUGCCUCCGAUGAUUGGAACACGACCACAGAGGAGGCGUGGAGUCUGGAGGACGAACUGGCAACACUCACAUCUCGCUUUCAUAAGAAGGUGCUGCUGGACAUGUACGUGUGGACGGACGACCGAGACUCCUGUCGCCAUAUCAUUUACAUUGACCAGCCUGGUCUUGGAAUGCCAUCCAGAGACUAUUAUUUCAACGAUGGAAAUUACCAAAAGGUACGAGAGGCCUAUCUGCAUUUCAUGGUUUCCAUCGCCAAAAUCGCCCGAGAGGACCGGAACCUGACCCAAGACGACGACCGCGUGUGGGAGGAGAUGGGGCAGGUGCUGGACCUGGAGACAGAUAUUGCAAACGCCACGUCCCCGGUGGAGGAGCGGCAAGAUGUCACGGUUCUUUACAACCGGAUGACCCUGGCAGAGCUCCAGGACUCCUUCAAGUUCAACGGUUUUAACUGGACUAGAUUCAUCCAAGGUGUACUGUCCAGUGUGUCCAUCAAAAUACAGCCUGAAGAGGACGUGGUGGUCUACAGCUCUCCAUACCUGGAGAAAAUGAAUGAAGUUUUAGCCAAACAUAGUGUCAGAACUAUGCAGAACUACCUCACCUGGCAGCUCAUCCUUGAUCGAAUCAACAGCCUGAGUCGCCGCUUCAAGGAAGCCAGAGCACACUACAGAAAGGCUCUGUUCGGCACCACGGUAGAGGAGGUGCGUUGGCGUGACUGUGUGCGCUACGUCCAAAGCAGCAUGGAGAACGCGGUGGGGGCGCUGUACGUGCGCGAGACCUUCGCUGGAGAGAGCAAACGCAUGGUCAGUGACCUCAUCAGUAAGAUCCAAGAAGCCUACGUGGAAACCCUGGAGGAGCUGAGCUGGAUGGACGCGCCCUCCAAGGAGAAGGCCAGAGAGAAGGCCAUGGCCAUAAAGGAACACAUUGGGUAUCCAGACCACAUUCUGGAAAAGAACAAUCAGAAGCUGGAUGAGGAGUAUGCCCAUCUUAAUUUUACAGAAGAUAACUACUUUGAGAACAUACUUGAAAACCUCCAGUGUGAGGCACAUAAAAGCCUGAAGAAACUCAGAGAACCAGUUGACUCAGACCUAUGGAUCAUUGGUGCUGCUGUAGUGAAUGCGUUUUACUCACCAAACAGAAACCAGAUCGUAUUUCCUGCAGGUAUUCUGCAGCCACCUUUUUUCAGUAAGCAUCAGCCGCAGGCCCUCAACUUUGGCGGGAUUGGCAUGGUGAUUGGACACGAGAUCACACAUGGGUUUGAUGACAAUGGGCGCAAUUUUGACAAGGACGGUAACAUGCUCAACUGGUGGAGUAAUUACUCUGCCGAGCACUUUAAAGAGCAGUCCCAGUGCAUGGUGCAACAGUAUGGGAACUUCCACUGGAAGCUUGCAGGUGGACAGAAUGUCAGCGGUAUCAGUACACUGGGGGAAAACAUUGCCGACAAUGGAGGAGUGAGGCAAGCUUUUAAGGCUUAUCUGAAGUGGGUGGCUACAGAAGGUGAAGAGCCUCAUUUACCUGGACUAGACCUGAAUCACAAACAGCUUUUCUUUCUUAACUUUGCCCAGGUUUGGUGCGGUGCCUAUCGCCCUGAGUAUGCUAGCCAGUCCAUCAAAACCGACUCCCACAGUCCCCUAGAAUACAGAGUUCUUGGAUCCCUGCAGAACUUUGAAGCCUUCUCCGAGGCGUUCCAGUGUGAAAAAGGCAGCCUUAUGAAUCCUGAGAUGAAAUGCCGGGUCUGGUAGACCAUUCUGGUACUUUUGCUAUUUAUUGCUAUGGAUAACUCAUAAAAGCUGGUGAAAAUCUUGAAACCAACAGAGAUAUCCUGCGUGAACUCCAUCUGCAAUAACUCUCUCUCUCUAUAUAUAUAUGUAUUUACAUGGCGAAAGAUCACACAUUUACAUAUUAACAUUCUCUUGAGAAAACUCGAGCUGUUGUUUUGAGACUGGACGCGUAUACACGUAUGUCAGUGAACACAAAGAAAGGAAUAGAGUAUUGCUGCUCAUAUUUGAAGUCUUGCUUGUGGUCACUGGUCUCUGCUUACAAACGGUCACACUGUGUCCUUCUGGGGGCGUAAGUGAAAACAGCUACGUAAAACAAACAAACCAAGAGCGUGAUGAACGCUGAGGCUGACAGCUGGGCCUAACGGGCUUUACCAACACUUCUUGAAUUAGUCCUUUCGAAAUAUGGGGAAGGAUCUUUGUGAUUAUUCCCGAUCUGUGGGCACAUAGUUGCCUUGUUGUGUUUGCUUUUAUUCUCUUUGAGUCAAAACGUUGAACAAGAAGAACAAGCACCAGUGUCGUUCGGCCGAAAGCUUGAAAAUGAGAUAAACAUGUGAUGGGAGUUUUGCUGAAGCAGAGCUAAAUAUAAUUAGUCACACUAUGAGGCUUUAGUCAUUCACUGUAAAAUUAAAGAAAUUACAUGAAGACUUUAAGACUGUUAAAUCUUUCCAGCUUUAAAAAAAAAAAAAGAGACAUUUAUUAAAUACUGACAGAUUAACAUAUCUUUUUACAGUGAACUUGUACAGCGUGACUACAUUUAAAAUGUAAAAGCUAUUAAGAAUUUGUAUUCAUACCGCAUAUCAUCCAAACUCCAUUCUCUCACAGUCGAAUUGCAAGUUUAUGCCAUCGGGCAUGGUGUUACAGUCAUGGGAGGUAGAGGCACAAGUGGGGUUUCUGUAUGCCUGAACACUAUUCCUAAAAGGUUAUACAAGUGUCGGCAAUACCUUGGAGAGUAAAAGUUCACCCAAAUGCAGAUUGGACUAAAAUGUAUGGCUUAUUUUACUAUAAUAAUAAAAUCUUGUAUCCUAUCUGUUAGUUAAGGAAAGCCUUAACAUUUGGGACUGAAUAUGGUCUAACUGAUACUCCAACCCAUACCCCAGACGUCCCCUGGACUCCCUCCUCGGCCCAUUCUACCUUGUGUUGUCAAAUAGGACAUGACCUUUGACCUGUGUGCCGUUUAUGUUACGUACAUGUUCUUAUCAAGUCUCUAAUAACCAAGUGUGUUUGUGGUUCAAGUGAUAGAUACACAUUUCUGGACAACAAUAGAUAUAUCCUUUUUGAUAAAAAUCUGUGAGUUUACGUUUUGAUAUACAAAGUGACACAAAUACUCUUUGGUCAAGGAAAAAAAUGAACAGCCGUUGUUUUACUGGAAGCUUUGUGACCCCAGCCGUGAGGCGACGAGUUUGGUGACGGUCGCGUACUGUUGAACUCUCUUGGAAACCUUUUAUCCAAGAGGCUCGUCGUUAGUGGCCACAGACGAAUUAGUGAGAAAGCAGAGUGCCGGAGAGGGAUUAUCUGGACAUGUAUCAAAGGAAGUGGGCUACCUUGAACCAUAUUGAUCAGCGGUGUGCACAUGAAAGAAAAAGAGGCAGAGAGAUAGAGAGACAGAGCGAGAGAGGGAGAGGGAGAGAGCGAGAGAGAGAGAGAGAGAGAGAGAGAGAGAGAGAGCGAGAGCGCGAGAGAGACAGAGAGCGAGAGCGCGAGAGAGACAGAGAGCGAGAGUGGGAGAGCGGUCGCUUUGUGCCGGAGCGUGUUGCCCACAGAGAUGAAGCUGGCCACUCUGGGUCCUAGGGUUUAGCGUGGCCAUUACGGAGUCGCGCGGGGCGGGGGGGGGGGGGUCUGGUCUGUUAUUUUCUACCUUGAUUAACGGGUAAUGACAGUGGAACACGGGAGCAGUACAUAGAGAAGACAGAGAGAGGGUUGACUUGACUAUAUGACCAAUCAGGUUAGCCCGUGGAGUUGUUGUUGUUGUUGUUGCGGCAGCAGCCACAAAGGAACAUCUGGCUCCAAUUGUUCUUCAUCAUAGGGUUGUAGGCAUUGGGACUGCUCAACAUUACAGCACGGGAAUAACAGUGCGACGCAGAUUUUGCUGAUCCGAACCUGUUUUUAUAACUUAUGCAAUAUCAAUAUCAUAUUCAAGUGUAGCCAUGUUGAUGUAGCCUAUAGGGAAGAAUAUUGUAUUAAGGUCGUAGUUAGUCACUUCUUCAAAACAAUUAUUUAAAUACCAGUUUAUAUACAUUCACCCUCAUCUCGAAUAUAAUGUAACUUGUAUGUUAUGUCUUGUUGCAACCCAUUCCCUACUAUACAGACUAAGUCUCUCUAUCACUCAGAAUAGUGUGUUAUGUGGAAUCAGUAUAUUUGAGGAGGAACAUCCCCAAGCUCACAAUGUAUCCUCUCACACUAUUGUAAGAGGCUUUGGAUAAUAGUGGGUCCAAAAUGACUUUCAUUUACACAAAGUUCCCUGAAACUGAAGUUUCGGAGAGCGCAGGCAAUAUGCAGUUGGGAAGGGUGAUUGACAAUCACUAUUUAGGUCCAACAAGGGUUCAGAUUUGGCAGCUGUAUUGCAACUAUUUCCUCUAGUGAGCUGUUAAAGUGCAACAACAUGAAGUUAGCAAACUCCCCGCUGAAACAAGGUCUCUGGAAAGUGGAACACGUAGUAAUUAGGGAGAGCUGAGGUCUGCAGCCGGGGGAGAACCAGGAAACGUAGCAUUACUCCAGGUAACCCGACAUAACUUUUAUGUGGAGGUUAAGCAUUGCUGGUGGGCUGGUGGACGUGUGUCACUGAGUACGGACCGAAUUAAUGCAGCAUUUCCAGCUGUUACUCUGUUCUUACACAUUGAGAAAAGAUUGAAUAUAAUCAACGACACCACUUAGAUAUAGUACUUAUAUAUUGUUAUAUAUUAUGUAACUGAAUAUAUAACUCAAAGAUAUAUUCGUUGUCUAUUAUAUUAUCCAGUAAUAUGGUAGAUAUUUCGCUGUGACGAUGUGAAAUAAUAUGGAGGCCUAAUUACAAUGUGAUAUUCAUAACAUUGAGGUAAAUGCAGUGAAGGUCAUCGUGUUAUUUCCGUGCUGUAACGUUGCUACCGGUCGAAGGUCCCAUUGGGGAUGCCUUCCUAAGUUCAACAUGACUGUUAGUUUGUGGCCAUAUAGACUGCUACAAUGAAUGUGCCAAUGGAAGCUUUAUACGCUCAGCCUGUUUACUCUACAUAUUGGCCAACACUGUUUCCGACCGGGGGAAAUUCAAAACCUCUGUGGCUAGGGACUGUUCAACUUGGAGUACUAAUACUGAGAGUGUGUUGCCGUCUACAGCAGCUAUUCACUUUUCACUUCAAAAAACAUAUAAGCUAACCAACAAUAUAGUUUGGCUUUGAUAUUUUAGAAGCAACUGCUUGGCCUUUUGUAGAUUUUUCUCACUUUCUCUUUACAUGUAAGGAAACAGAUGAAGAGUCCUUAUUGUAUAGAGUAAAAUAGCUAGGUUAUAUACAGUGUGAUGUUAGACAAAAUGUUCGGUAUGCCCUGUACAGUCGUGAUAACAAAUCAACAGAAUGCAGAGGUGGGAAAAUAUAUGGCUUGCAAAUUCUUAAUUGUUCUUUUAGCUUUAUAUUCCUGUAAAAUCAUUUUAAGAGUAAUCAUCAAAUGCUAAUCCUAAUGGUACAUAUACAUUGCUUUAUAUGUCGGCUAUAGAAGCCAUAAACCAACCAAACCAGAGAAAGUUUAUUUAUCUAUGUAUUUAUAAUAUACCCUUGUUGCUCUGCAUAAGUAUUAAAGGAUGUUAUAUGAAUGUUUCUGCUGCUAUGUAAUUUUUGAGACUGCUAUUUUUGUGCCUCAAAUAUGUUAUAAAUUCCAUUAAAGUAUCUUUACUUGUAUGGU